This is a messenger RNA of Medioppia subpectinata, 886 nucleotides long. The record is from the annotation of a GenBank genome assembly. NCBI's taxonomy places the organism in Eukaryota, Metazoa, Arthropoda, Arachnida, Sarcoptiformes, Oppiidae.
GCUAUAUCUGCAACGGUUUGGGUAUAUGAAUGAAUCGGCCGCCGCUAAUCUCGUCUCUGAACAAACCUAUUCCGAUGCCGUCGUUGAGUUUCAACGCUUCGCUGGACUCAACCAAACAGGGAUCCUAAACGAUGAGACGGUGGAGAUGAUGAACGCCCCGCGUUGUGGUAAUAAAGACAAAGUUGGACACAGCGAAGACGCCAAACGAAGGAAACGCUAUGCAUUACAAGGAUCUAAAUGGCGGCGAACGGACUUAACGUAUAGGAUAUCACAAUAUCCGACAAAAUUUCUCAAUAAAAAACAAGAGAUCGACAAAGAAAUAGCGAAAGCAUUCAAACUAUGGUCAGAAGUGACACCACUUUCGUUUGAGGCCAAAAAGGAGGGUCGCGUUCACAUUGACAUACGCUUUGUGAGUGCAGAACACGGCGAUGGGGACCCGUUUGACGGACCGGGCAAUACGUUAGCGCACGCAUACUUCCCUCAAUACGGAGGGGACGCUCAUUUCGAUAACGAAGAGUAUUGGACCAUCUCUUCAUACGCCGGGACAAAUGUGUUUCAAGUGGCGGCACAUGAGUUGGGCCACUCGUUAGGGUUGGGCCACAGCAGCGUUAGAGACUCAUUGAUGGCACCGUUUUACCAAAAAUAUAAACCCAAAUUCAAACUGCACCAAGAUGACACUCUAGCCAUUCAAGCCCUAUAUGGUGUUCGACACACUGCCAGCGAUCCGGCCGACAAACCCGUGGAAAAACCUAAACCCCUGGACCCGGACCCCAGCGCUGACGGACCAGAUCUAUGUCAAGACAGUACCAUCGAUGCGGUCACACGUAUUAGCGACGGCACAACAUUUGUGUUCAAAGGCCUUCACUAUUGGAAAGUAGAGACAAAU